Molecule: messenger RNA, 1917 nt
Organism: Penicillium canescens
Lineage: Eukaryota; Fungi; Ascomycota; Eurotiomycetes; Eurotiales; Aspergillaceae
Gene: alg10
Product: dolichyl-P-Glc:Glc(2)Man(9)GlcNAc(2)-PP-dolichol alpha-1,2- glucosyltransferase
Exons: 3
Coding region: 1-1917 (638 amino acids)
Biological process (GO): dolichol-linked oligosaccharide biosynthetic process; protein N-linked glycosylation
Cellular component (GO): endoplasmic reticulum
Molecular function (GO): dolichyl pyrophosphate Glc2Man9GlcNAc2 alpha-1,2-glucosyltransferase activity
Source: RefSeq, a predicted model, not a curated record
AUGGCUUCGCCCGAUGAAUCCCAGCUUAGCCGAGCUGCGCGCUAUGCCAUUCCUUUCGGUCUGCUCCUCAUUCCCGUCUGGAUGAUUCGUGUCAACGCGGUUGUCCCGGAGCCAUACCUCGACGAGGUCUUCCACGUUCCCCAAGCACAGGCAUACUGGGCGCACAAGUGGUUGCAAUGGGAUCCGAAACUCACCACCCCGCCGGGCCUGUACCUGUGGUCUUAUGCUCUUUGCGCGGCUUUGCUCCUCCUUCGCGGCACUCCGACUAAGCUCACGACUGAAGUUCUACGCAUGACGAACGUUGCUACUACUGCCAUCUUUCUUCCUUGGAGAUUGCAGACGCUGCUGGAUACAAUUCAGAAAGUGACGAAUGACCGGAAAUUGAGCUCGUAUCUGGGUCAUACUGCGCUGAAUAUUUGCUUGUUCCCGCCGUUGUUCUUUUUCUCGGGCCUGUACUAUACGGAUAUUCUUGCCCUCCUGGUCGUGGUGGAGGCAUACAACUGGGAUUUGAAGAGGGCUUCCGCCGGUGGCAGUGGUGUCUUGCAAACUCUGGGCUUCUUAGCCUUUGGUCUGGCUGCACUUGUCUGCCGACAGACGAAUAUCUUUUGGGUCUCUGUCUUCCUUGGUGGACUUCAGGCUGUCCGCAAGGUUCGAACGUCGUCUUCCACUUGUUCCUCGUCUAAGGUGUCCAAGAUUGUGAAACAGGGUCUACAGCAAAAUGAGCUCUAUGAUCCUCUGGUCUCAGAAGCUACUUUGGCUGAUUAUUUCAAGGCCGUUAUCUCAUUUGCAGCUGUCGCUCUUAAGAAGCCUUCUGCUGUGCUGAUCUCUAUUCUUCCUCAUCUCAUUGUCCUCGCAGCCUUUGGUGGAUUUGUGAUUUGGAACAACGGUGUUGUCCUAGGCCACAAGGAGUUCCACACUGCAGGCAUCCACUUGGCUCAGAUGCUCUACAUCUGGCCGUACUUUGCCUUCUUCUCAUGGCCACUUUUCGUCAUCCCUCUGAUUAAUAUACUUACCCCAAAGAAGUCUAUUCCCGAGUCCCUGGAUCUGGGCUGGCCGGCGAAGCAGAGAAAGCUUCCAUCACUCAAGUCAGUUCUGGCUGUGGUUCCUCUCAUGCUUGCUGUGGUCCAUUUCAACACAAUUGUGCACCCCUUCACCCUCGCCGAUAACCGCCACUAUGUGUUCUACGUGUUCCGCCUUCUUCUGGGAAUUCAUCCGGCAGUCAAGUAUGCCGCAGUCUUGGUGUACUUCCUCUCUGGUUGGGCUGUGAUUUCUGCCUUUGGAUUCUCCACUUUGCUCGUGGCGCCCAAAUUGAUGCGAAUCCCGGAGAAACCUACACCCACUGCUCCUGCUCCUCCUGCUCCCGUUCCUGCCCCUGCCCCGGCGCCUACUCCUGCGCCAGCAGCCAAACCCACCCAGCCUUCGCAGCCUCCCAAAGGAACAAAGAGGAUUACCCGACCUAACCGCAAGAAUACCCCGAAACCCAAGCAACCAGAGGAACAACCAAAGACCAAGACCAUCGACCCAAAUGAUCCCGCGGUAAUCGCGAAGGUUCAGCAAUCCAUCCUCGCACGCCAGAAGACUCAGCUCGAGGCCCCGCGGGUCAGCUUCGUCCUCAUCUGGCUUGCCGCUACCACCCUCUCUCUCGUGACAGCACCUUUGGUCGAGCCGCGCUACUUCAUCAUCCCCUGGGUGAUGUGGCGUCUCCACCUCCCACCAUCGCCAGGUCUGCUCAAGUACCGAGUGACUCGUCCCCGCAAAGAAGAAGACAAGCGCCGCGCGGAUUUCGUUGUCAACUCCCCCAAGUUCUUGGAGACAGUUUGGUUCUUGCUCAUCAACUUGGUGACUGGAUAUGUCUUCUUGUACAAGGGCUUUGAGUGGCCCCAGGAGCCAGGCAAGAUCCAGCGCUUCAUGUGGUGA